Molecule: messenger RNA, 1308 nt
Organism: Cucumis melo (muskmelon)
Lineage: Eukaryota; Viridiplantae; Streptophyta; Magnoliopsida; Cucurbitales; Cucurbitaceae
Product: chlorophyll a-b binding protein of LHCII type 1
Exons: 1
Coding region: 174-1190 (338 amino acids)
Biological process (GO): photosynthesis, light harvesting in photosystem I; response to light stimulus
Cellular component (GO): chloroplast envelope; chloroplast thylakoid membrane; plastoglobule
Source: RefSeq, a predicted model, not a curated record
AUUUCUAUUUAUUCAAGAUGUAGCCUCCCAAAAGAAAAAUACAUCACAUCAAAUUCAAACAAAAAUAUCUACAGCUAGCAAAACCUCAAACCGUUAAAAUUUCAAGCCACAUAAAUGAAAUUUUCAUCUGAAAAAAAGGACAAUCUAUCUAGACGUUAAAUUUCAGCCCUAAUAUGAAUCUGAAGCAUUUGGUGGACGAGAAAGAGCCAUGUAGGAAUGCAUCAAACAAAGGAAAAAUCUUUGAACUCCAAUGGGAUUGCAGAUACAGAUACCAAUGGAUAAGAAUCUGUUCUCUUUGCCCACUAUUUAAACUCACCAAACCCACCAGUAUCUUCCUCACCACAAAAUACAUUCCACCGUUGAUCACAAGCCUUAUUCCACCACCUCCAACAAUGGCUGCUUCUACAAUGGCUCUUUCCUCCCCAUCUCUGGCCGGCAAAGCCGUGAAACUCUCCCCCAAUGCCCCUGAAAUUCAGGGAACUGGAAGAAUCACCAUGAGGAAAACUGCCACCAAGUCAGUUUCCUCCGGCAGCCCAUGGUACGGCCCCGACCGUGUCAAAUACUUGGGCCCAUUCUCUGGUGAGCCACCAUCCUACCUAACCGGAGAGUUCCCUGGUGACUACGGAUGGGACACUGCUGGACUUUCAGCUGAUCCCGAGACCUUCGCCAAGAACCGUGAGUUGGAAGUGAUCCACUCCAGAUGGGCCAUGCUUGGAGCUUUGGGGUGCGUUUUCCCUGAGCUUUUGUCUCGCAAUGGUGUGAAGUUCGGUGAAGCUGUGUGGUUCAAGGCUGGGUCUCAGAUCUUCAGCGAAGGUGGGCUCGACUACUUGGGCAACCCCAGCUUGGUCCACGCUCAGAGCAUUUUGGCCAUCUGGGCUUGCCAAGUUGUGUUGAUGGGUGCCGUCGAGGGUUACCGUAUUGCCGGCGGCCCGCUCGGGGAGGUGACUGACCCCAUCUACCCAGGUGGAAGCUUCGACCCAUUGGGUUUGGCUGAUGACCCAGAGGCCUUCGCUGAGUUGAAGGUUAAGGAGCUGAAGAAUGGAAGGUUGGCUAUGUUCUCCAUGUUUGGAUUCUUUGUUCAGGCUAUUGUUACUGGAAAGGGUCCAUUGGAGAAUUUGGCUGAUCACCUUGCUGACCCAGUCAACAACAAUGCUUGGGCCUACGCUACAAACUUUGUUCCUGGAAAGUGAGAAAUACGUAGAAAGAGAGAGAGAGAGAGACUAAAGAGAGUUUCUAUGGUGUUGAAUUAUUAUUUGUGGUGGUAUUGUACAUUAGUUGAAAAUGAAUGAAGUGCUUUUGUGCUGCUAA